Molecule: messenger RNA, 3935 nt
Organism: Cavia porcellus (domestic guinea pig)
Lineage: Eukaryota; Metazoa; Chordata; Mammalia; Rodentia; Caviidae
Gene: Pkia
Product: cAMP-dependent protein kinase inhibitor alpha
Exons: 4
Coding region: 303-533 (76 amino acids)
Biological process (GO): negative regulation of cAMP-dependent protein kinase activity
Cellular component (GO): cytoplasm; nucleus
Molecular function (GO): cAMP-dependent protein kinase inhibitor activity
Source: RefSeq, a predicted model, not a curated record
CUUCAUGCAGCCGGAGCUUGGCGGCAGGAUCUGCAGCUGCAGCUGGCAGGUGGGGUGGGGGUCGGCGGGAGCUGACCACGCACACGGCCCAGCUCCGCGGGACCGCGGCCCGGACUUGCGGCCGCGGGGGACACGCACUGACUCGUCCAGGGGAAGUUGUCUGACUCUGACAAGACCUGAUUUCCUCCAAAGAAGCAAUUUCUAAAAAAAUUCUGAAGCAUAUCUCCAAGAAAAAAGAAAAUCAAUGAAUUAAGAACAAGAAGGUUUCCAAUGAGUCCCUGCUAUGUGGAUAUUUGUUAGCAAUGACUGAUGUGGAAACUACCUAUGCAGAUUUUAUUGCUUCAGGAAGAACAGGUAGAAGAAAUGCAAUACAUGAUAUCCUGGUUUCCUCUGCAAGUGGUAACAGCAAUGAAUUAGCGCUGAAAUUAGCUGGUCUUGAUAUCAACAAGACAGAAGGCGAAGAUGAUGCACAACGAAAUUCAACAGAACAAAGCGGGGAAGCCCAGGGUGAAGCAGCAAAAUCUGAAAGCUAACCCCCCACUUUGACCUUCAACAACACCUGACAACAUGGCAAAUCUCCAGGCAUUGCUGGAGUGAAUGUGUUUCCAUGAGCAAAAUGGGGAAAAAGAAAAUGGCUGUGCUGCAUCACAGGAACCUGCUCAUUAUUAUCUUAAAAAUGGAGGCAGAGGCUGUGACUGCAGACAGACUUUUCUCUACCUCUGUCUUUAGUAAUGGUUGAAACUAUGUGGCUUGUGUUUGGAUGUCAUUUUUGUAUGGAUCCUUUCACUUGACCAUGUGAUGAAAUGCUUGUAGAGAGUAGCACUGACCUAGAUGAUGAUUCCUGUAGCAUCUGGCCCCUCACAAUGUCAGAGGAUUUAAUUGUGUCUAAUUGCAAAGGGUUGGUUGAACCCCAGAGUUUAAAUAUCUCUGGCUCAAGUAUUUACCCAGUAAAAGAACCAUCCAGAAAGCACUGUUUUUAGCAUUAUGUACCUGUGUGUUACUGCUGUGUUACUUACACUGUUUUGUAUUGUACAGUAUAGACACUCAGCACUGCCCCAUUCUUUGAUUGCUUAUUGAAAACAAAAAUGAUGUACAUUACUGUGAAUUUUUAUACCACUCAUUUUUAAAGGGCUGUCUUUUUUUUUUCAUAGUGUGGUGGUGUGCACAGAACAGAACACAUUUUUAAAGAAUGUAAUCUUUCCUCUUGAUCAUUAUAUAAUGAUGAAUUUAAUCUAACAGAUCCAUCAAAUCCUUUGCUUGAUUAUACAGACACUUGAAAAUAUCCAUUAAUGUGAAUAUCACUUGAAUUCAGUCUGUUUGGUGUCUGUACAGACUGAAAUUUAAUCUGUCGAUUUUCUUUUAUGUCCAAAUGGGAAUUUUUUCCCAUCUAAUAUUUUUAUUGUUAGUUAUGAAAAUGUGGAGGAAUUGAGUAGAUAAGAAAAGCCAAGAUAAUCCUAAGAACUGAAAAUAUUUUUCUCUAUAUAAUCAAAUUUCCCAUUAGUGUGAUAUGCUACUAUUUAAAUUUGGAGAAAAACUCGCCUCCACUAGGCUGAAAAGGAUGGAAAAGUGAUCUCUUUGCAAUCAUGUGGACACCAAUCACAAAAGUAAAGCCCUCAUGUCAUGUUUUUCAUGUCUUUUUUCAGCCCUAUCAGAUCCAAAUGUUAUUAUGCACUUUUUAAUGUUUGUAAACUUUUAAUAUAUUUAGUGUGAACUGAAUUGUAAUUAUCAUCAUUAGAAGCUAACAAAAUUUUCACUGAUACUGUAGAUGACCUAUGCUGUGUUUUGACACCAUGAUUCUUCUAUGGAAACAUUUUGUGAGCUGUGUAAUCCCUCUGGUCAGUAUUUUGAAAUCAUUUAUUAGUAGUAAUAAAUAAGGAAUCAGUAAUUUACAAGUGGUAUAUGUAUUAAUGGACAAAUAACAUAACGGGAAACCUCUUUGCAAUAAAGAGCCCACUUAGCUGUCCUGAAGGCUUAGAUACAAUUCUAGGUGAUGUAGAUAGAUCAGCAUUUCAACAGGUAAUCUGUGUGGUUAUGCUAGGAAUUCAGCCUUUCUCUAGUUACAGAAAUUAAGUCUGCUCAUAUCUCCAUUAUGGCAAUGUUUACUAUCUGGGAGAAGAGCAUGGGUGUUAUUUGAUUCUGAAUCAGAUGAUACUGCCAAAAAAAGAAAGAGAAAGAAAGAAAGAGAGAGAGAGAGAGAGAGAGAGAGAGAGAGAGAGAGAGAGAGAGAGAGAGAUAGCAAUAUGAGCCUCUCUAAGAACAAAAAGAAGAUUGAUUAAAUUUUAGAUUACUUCUUCCUAACAUCCCCAUCAGCAGGAAAAUUUUUUUAAAAUUCACCUAUUAAUAGAGUCAUCUAUGAAUACAAGUUCCUGGGGGACAAGUUCUUGUGGUCUGUUUCAAAUAUCCAUCCUAACAAAAUUGGUUUUUCUUGACUUCAUUUAAUGUCUUGAUAGCUUUCUUGUGAAUCUAAAGUUUUCUUCUUUCUAAAAUUGUGGAAUUCCAAACUGAUUUCAUGUAAUUUUGUAAAGUUUAGAACCAGUGCUGAGUAUAUGUGAAAGGUUUAUAUUCAGAUAUGAUACAUUAUUAUUAAUGCAUGUAGUGCCAAGCUUGUCUUUGAAUAUAUAAUUAGUGCUAAAUGGUGAAGUCAUAUGGAGCUUUUGAUUUAGUUUGACCUCUCACUGCUACUUUGUCUGCGAUCUUGAAACUCAGAGGCAUCCCAGCUGGGAAGAUACAAACUGACUUUCCAAAAUGUUUACAUUCUAUAAAUUUUGCUUAGCUAAAGUAUACAGUAUUUUUCAAAUUUUGCCUUUAUGCCCUCCUCACCUUUUUGUUUUGCAAGAUUAUAAUACAUACAGAGCUGAUUUUUAAGAAGACAUGGAAACUGAGGCAAUGAUAUGACAAUCGUCAUUGAAAGUAUUCUAACAAACUAUCCCUAUGGUAAUCAUUUUGUAGCACAUGCAGCACAUAUUCUCACAUUUCAUCCACAAACAAUUCUAUUAGAAUGAUUUAUCGGAUUUGACAUAUUAGGGAAUUAAUACUCAAAAAUUCAUAGUUUUACCGCACCUAAAAAGCUAACAAAUGAUGAAAUUAAUAUCUGAGUCAUGUUUGUCUUCAAGAAACUUUCCACAGCACAGGGCAUAAAAUUAAAGGCAGCUAUAGAGAAUAUUUAUGUGGAAGAGAAAUUCUAGAAUUGACAGAGCCACAUUUUAGAAAAGAAAACAGAAUUACAGAAAGAAAUUGUCUUUUUUCAAGGUUACCUGAGUGAUAUACAUAACUAAAUCCUAGAAAAUGUACUUUAAAAAAUUAUAACUUAUUUUGCAAGGAAUGUUUCCCAGAAGAUAUAUUUCUGGCAAUGGUCUGUAAUUUUAGCAUGGUUCAGAUUGCUUAUGUUCUAUGCUUUUCUUUUUCAUAAUUACCUAAAACCUGUAAAUUUCAGUUUUUGAGUCAUUUGCAACAUUAGAGCUUGUCAAGUUUACCUUUUCUCAUGUAUGCAUCCAAUGCCAAUAUAUAUUUACCUUGAAGUUCACAGAAAUGUUUUCCCAAUCAAUGAUAGUAACCUAGCCUGUAAUUUCUAGGUGAUAUGAUACUCUCCAAAGAAACCCACUAUAAAUGUUUUAUACAUGAGUCUUAUUCAGACAUUAUGAUACUGAGCCAUUUUAUGAGAUGAACAAUAUUGCCAUGUCUCCUAUACAAUAAUGGAUAAAGAAAUGUAACUGUUUGGCAGUUUCUGAGUGAACCUGUAAUAUUAAGGAGAAACUGUGUAGUUAUCAAGUAUAACAGAAAAGAUCUAUAAUUUAUGUCGUGAUAUGCCCUAAAUUGUUCUUUGAUUAAAAGUGGCAGCCUCUGAAAUCAUUUGUGAGCUUGUAUCACUUUUGUAUUUAGCAAUGUUGCAUGCUCACAUAAUUGAUAUUAAAAGUAACACAUUUUUCUGAAAUGUA